Molecule: messenger RNA, 332 nt
Organism: Staurois parvus
Lineage: Eukaryota; Metazoa; Chordata; Amphibia; Anura; Ranidae
Source: the annotation of a GenBank genome assembly
AGGGGCGGACUGACAACUCAUGGGGCCCCCGGGCAAUAGGAAAUUAUGGGUCCCCUGUGUCCUCGCCCACACUCAAACCACACCCAAAAAAGCCUAUGAAAGGUACCAGGGGCAUCUCAUGGGGCCCCCUACUGACCCCAGGGCCUCGGGCAGUGCCCUAGUGGCUAAAUGGUCAGUCCGCCCCUGCUUCCAGGUUUUAUUGACAAAACUCAAUUGAACAAGCUGAAGUUAGAAACUGAUUGGCUACCAUGCACAGCUGCACCGGAUUCUGGGUGCACUAGUUUUAGUAAAUCUCCCCCAUAAUAGUUUAUUUUAUUUUUAGUUUAAAUAAA